This is a messenger RNA of Uncinocarpus reesii 1704, 471 nucleotides long. RefSeq lists its product as uncharacterized. The record is from RefSeq and is a predicted model, not a curated record. Gene Ontology annotation, molecular function: protein serine/threonine phosphatase inhibitor activity; protein phosphatase 1 binding. Gene Ontology annotation, cellular component: nucleus. The transcript is spliced from 2 exons. Lineage: Eukaryota; Fungi; Ascomycota; Eurotiomycetes; Onygenales; Onygenaceae. The coding region runs from base 1 to 471 and encodes 156 amino acids.
AUGACACGAACGAGACAGCCAAACCCGCCCGUAUCCAGCCUAACCACUACCCAAGUCGAAUCUUCUUAUACCCAGCAGACAAGACAAGGCAUACCACUUACCGGAACCUUAAGACUACGCGGCGACGCAACGACAACUCAAGAAAACCCCCCCGAGCCGCGCCGUAUCCGAUGGGCCGAAGAUGUCGUAGACAACGAAGGGCAAGGGAAAAAGAGCUCAAAAGUCGGUGAAAGCAGCUCCGAGUCGGACUCGUCGGAUUCGGAUUCUUCCGAGAGUGAUGGUGACAGCGAGGUGGAUACUGGAGAGGCAAGGAUGGCCAACGGCCGUGGUCCACGGCGCAGUUCGCAUGGUCAUGACCACCGUGACGUCUCGCAGCAGACCAAACGACCCAGAAGGAAACCCAAGGUAAACGCGUAUGAACGCGUUCCGAACUAUUCCAAAGGAGGAGAAGACGUCAAAAAAGAGUCUUGA